Messenger RNA from Halichondria panicea, 4918 nucleotides. RefSeq names its product probable outer membrane protein pmp6. The record is from RefSeq and is a predicted model, not a curated record. The coding region runs from base 824 to 2104 and encodes 426 amino acids. The transcript has 2 exons. NCBI's taxonomy places the organism in Eukaryota, Metazoa, Porifera, Demospongiae, Suberitida, Halichondriidae.
UUUUGGUAAUAUCCAACAUUUUCUAUAUACAUGUACAGGAACAAUUCUGUUCACAAUUAUCUGACCAUACAGUAUAACACUAGAUACAGCUUUCUUAUAGGCUCUAUACUCAGUCUCUGGCUAUAUACUGCUAUAUCAAUCUGUGCACUGUGUCCUUGUGUCUAUUGGUCUGGAAUUAAAAAGUACAGUAUUCUAUAUAGUAUCGGAGAGAACAUGCACUGCACCUGGUUGGUGCUGCUACUGACCCUAGCUACUGUUACCAGGAGUGAGCACUAUCACAUUGUGCCAGUGGAUUCAACUGACUUGUGUAAUGACUAUCGAAAUGGAAUUUGUUUCACUCUUGAGCAGCUUGUUCAAACAGACCUGUUAUCUGGUGGAGACAAUCUCACCUUGAGCUUUCUACCUGGAGAUCAUAUAUUAAGUGAAAUACUUUACAUUCGUAAUUUUGGAGAGGUGACUAUUGCUGGCCAAAAUGCCACUAUCAAUUUAAACAAAACUGGUAGAGUGCAGUUAUCCGAUAUCAGUGCGUUGAGUAUCGAAGGUUUGCAUUUCACUGGAGCAGUUGACGAAAGUAGUUCAGGCUAUACAUGAACAUUUCUCAAUGCUAUUUGGUAGACUUAAAAUUGCUAAAGUUGGAAGCUUGUACACUCUGGAUCACUCGUACGGUAACUGUGACGAUUGAACAAGUUCUCUUUGUGAACAACACUUGCACUUACAGAGCAUUGACUGUUGAGGCUGAUAUAUACUGUGUACAUUGAAAAGAGUGACUUCUUGAGUAACGAUGGCGGUGCAGUGAACAUUGAAUCAAGUCAAACUGUUAUUAAUGGUUCAAGGUUCGAUUCCAAUACUGCUGUAUAAUUAUGGUGGAGCAGUGUUUGUGGUCUCUGCAAGUGUGACUAUCAGUUGGAGCAACUUUACAAAUAAUAGCGCUUAUCAUAAUGGUGGAGCGAUUAGUACUUCGGCAGUUAAUGUUUCAAUCAGUUUCUGUAACUUUAUGGAUAAUAUCGCUGAAUAUGGUGGAGCAAUUUAUAGCCUGAAUGGGAGUGUCUCAAUCUCUGACAGUGAGCUAGCGUACAACAGUGCUGAAAUUGGUGAAGCAAUUUUGAUUUUUAGUGGAGAGUUACUGAUAUCUGAUAGCGAGCUAACAAACAGCAAGGCAGCCUCUGGUGGAGCGAUUAUACUUUUCAUAGUUAAUGCAUCUAUCUUGAGCUGUAAUAUAACGGACAAUGAAGCUGUAGUUGGUAAUGGAGGAACUAGCGCUGGUGGAGCGAUUUUGGCAUUGAUUGGAACUAUAUCUAUCUCCAAAGUCAUGAUUAAAAAUAACAGUGCUGACUUUGGUGGAGUGUUUUUUGUUGCUGAUGUGCCUGUGAUCAUUUCCGACUCUGUGCUCACAAACAACAGAGCCACCAAACAAGUCGGAAUGAUUGCGCUUGUUAUCUCAAGUUUGAUAAUUACUAAUACAAGCAUAUUUGACAAUUUAGAGGGUGAAAAUAUCAUUUACGCAGUGUAUUCUAACUUGUCAUUUACGGGAGUUAACACCGUUAGCAAUAAUGUAAACCCUGUGUAUGCUCUAAGCAGUCGAGUGGAGUUCAAUGGACCCACAACUCUCAGUAACAAUCGUGGUGUGCAGGGUGGAGCCAUCAGAGCAGUCCAGAGUCAAAUCUAUAUCAAUGCAGAAGGAGUGGUCAUUUCUAACAAUACUGCUACUGUUGGAGGAGGUGUGUUUCUGAGAGAGAGCACACUCUCUAUUCACUAUCCAAUAGAGAUUUCUCAUAACACAGCACAAAAUGGUGGUGGGAUUUAUGCAUACUCAAGCGAAAUUGAAUUUGAUUCGAAGGUCACUACUGGUUGUAUAUUUAAUAAUAACUUUGUCCCAUGUACAUGUAGUGACAUAGAACCUGUACUGUUUGUGAGUAUUAUAGAUCGAAAUGAUGCUCAAAAUGGAGGAGGUAUUUAUGCAGUCGCUUCAAACAUUAAGGCCUUUUCUCACGCUCACAUCCACAUCAAGUCAAACUCAGCAAACAAUAGCGGAGGUGGAAUGUAUCUACAACAAAGUUCCAAGAUAUAUUAUUCUGAAACAGGACUUGGAGCUAGAGCUUGGUAAAACGCUGGUCAUACUAGAAAUCUACGGUAACACGGCUCAAUAUGGAGGGGAGAUAUUUGUGGCAGACAGUACUGAGAGUGGUGUGUGUAGAGGAGAGGAUGUAACUACUGCACAAGAUCUGCCACAAACAGAGUGCUUCAUUCAAACUCUAGAUCUCUAUGGUUUUGAUAACAAUUCUAUUAAGGCUGUGAUACCUUUCUUGUCUUCUGGAUUUAAUGAAGAAGUUCAGUGUUUGAACAAUAUUUACGGAGGUCUGUUUGACAGGUGUACGGUGGAUGUAUCAGCCGAACUCUCUUCAUCAGACAAUGGAUUUGAGUACUUGAACAAUACUGUGUUAUUCAUCAAUAGCUUCAAAGGCUGUCAGAGUGAAGUUGUGUAACACCACCAAGCAAACCAUUUCUGUUAGAAAAGGACAAGCAUUCACAAUAAGUGUUAUGGCUAUAGACCAAGCUGGAAAUCCAAUGAAUAAUGCCAAAAUUCACAGUUCUGUUAUCACUGAGAGUGGAGUUGAUCGUCUCAAAGAAGGACAAGCACAGCAAGAAACAGUUGGCAAUCAGUGCACAGAAUUAGAGUAUAAUGCAUUCUCACAAGACAGUUCUGCUCAAGUGGAACUCUAUGCUGAUGGUCCAUGCAACAAUUUGGGAAUUUCAAGACAUAUUCUAAACAUAUCUUUUCUAAAGUGUGAUCAGUCCUCAAUUGAGUGCAAGUGUGACUGUGAUCCAGUAUUGCAGCAAGAAUAUCAGAUAACAAACUGCUCUGAAAAAAAUGGGACCAUAAAAUUGGAAAGUAAUAACAACAUAUGGAUAGGAGUGACUAAUACCACUAACGGAAGUGGGUAUGUUGUUAGUAACUGUACAUUUGACUAUUGUGUACUAAAACCAGUCAACAUCAGUCUAAGCAACCCUGACGAACAAUGUGCCUACAAUCGAAGUGGUGUCUUGUGUGGAGAAUGUGAAUCAGGACUGAGUCUUGUGUUAGGUACUUCACGAUGUGAACUCUGCUCAAACACUUACCUUCUCCAGCUACUCCCGUUUGCCCUGGCAGGCAUAGUACUAGUCGCAUUUAUUCUCGUUUUCAACAUUACCGUAGCAACAGGCACUAUCCAUGGGCUGAUCUUCUACAAUAAUAUAUUAGCUGCAAAUCAGUCGAUUUUCAUACCUUUUCAUAACCCUUUGACAGUUUUCAUAUCGUGGGUGAAUCUUGAUUUAGUCAUUGAGACAUGCUUUUAUGAUAGAAUGAACUCUCAAGCAAAAGUGCUCCUUCAGAUUGUCUUUCCUGCUUACCUGUUUCUUCUGAUGUUCUUAAUAAUCAUUUUGAGCAAGUACUUUGACUUAUUUGCAAAGCUCCUCUCCAACAGGAACCCAGUUGCUGCCCUAGGCACACUCGUCCUACUCUCUUAUUCCAAACUCUUACGGUUUAUCAUUGCUGCACUGCAAUACAGGGUCUUGGAUUAUCCCGAGAGUGCAACCAAGGUGUUGGAUUUUCCCAACAAUUCAAGUGAUAUGGUUUGGUUGUAUGACGGCAAUGUGUAAUAUUUCACUCCCGGUCACGUCCCUCGGUUUGUUUUUGCCGCCAUAAUCCUCAUUUCUGGUAUAUUGUUCACUGUACUGCUCUUCUUUAGACAAUGGCUUCCUCGCUGUUCAAAAUGGAAGCUCAUGAAAUGAACUAAGAACACAUACUACAAUGGCUUCAUGGAUGCAUACCAUGCUCCAUUCACUCCCAAGCAUCGCUACUGGGUGGGACUGCUCCUAUUUUCUUUGAUCGCUCAUAAUCUAAUAACUGCCUUGGCUUUGGACACUUCUCUCCCCGUACUAUCAGCUGGAUCUAUAACUGUUGGACUGAUUGUUUUCAAAUUGCAGAAUUAUCCAGUGUACAAAAUACGAUUCAAUGAUUUACUGGAAACACUCUUUUUCCUCAAUCUUGCAAUUCUAGCGUAUGGUACCCUCUACAUAGGAAGCAUCAAUGGGAAUCAAGUCAUAAUAUCCAACAUUUCAAUGGCAGUGGCUUUUAUUUUGUUUGUGGUGAUAGUUUGCUACCAUUGUUACGAGUACACGUUGAAGAAAGUUCCUGUUCUGCAAAACUCACUCAAACUGAGAAAAAGGAUUCCACGAGUUUGCAAACUGGAAAGGCAUGAAAUAGAGAACAAUGAAACCUGGACAAACGUGGACAGAUGUGAUCCGUACACUGAUGAAGCCAUGGAAGAAGCUGACCCUGAUCGUUACAUCACUCCUCCCAUCAUCCGACCUGCCACGAGGCCGGACCAGCUGAGAGAGCCUGCCCUGGACGUACUAGCCCCCCUCACCACAGAGGACUACAGACCAGCCCCUCCCCCUCUUCAAGCUACAGCUGACAAUGCACCCAAAGUCACGCACACUGUCAUCGAUGUCAUGAAACAGUAAACAGUAAACAGUAAACAAAAAAUUACUGUUAUAGCUUGUUUUCAUUGUUUAUUGUGAGCCUGCAUGCAUGCACAAUUAUAUUCAUCGACUUGUUGUGGACUAUGUAGAUUCAGUUUGUAAUGACUUUGCUAGUAGCUAGUUAAUCACUUCAUUAGUCAUUUCCUGUACUCCUGUAUUGUGUACUGUUUAAUUGCACAUGCAUGGGUUCCUAAUACUAUUAUACUUCUUUUAUUUAUUGCUUGUGCUCUAGUAUAGCCAGCGGCCUGCUCCUAGCAGCGCCCUCUGUGUAAUUAUGGGAGCCUCUGCUCCACUGUCUUUGUUGUAGUUAGUAUUUACAGUCUAUGUUAUUGUUUUGUGCAUAUGUUAGUUGAUCUAGUUGAUCUAUGCAUGGUUGAAUCAAUCAUUAUAUUGAACC